Morone saxatilis (striped sea-bass) is the source of this 481-nucleotide messenger RNA. It is a transcript of the gene ipo8, whose product is annotated as importin 8. Gene Ontology annotation, cellular component: nuclear envelope; cytosol. Bases 32 to 481 code for a protein of 149 amino acids. Lineage: Eukaryota; Metazoa; Chordata; Actinopteri; Moronidae. The record is from RefSeq and is a predicted model, not a curated record. The transcript is spliced from 4 exons. Gene Ontology annotation, biological process: protein import into nucleus.
GCUGUACAUCAGGCCGUACAUCAGGCCGAUCAUGCAGGAGCUGUUGCAUGUGGUAAAGGAGACGGAGAAUGACGACCUAACCAACGUCAUUCAGAAGAUGAUCUGCGAGUAUAACCAGGAGGUGGCCGCCAUCGCUGUGGACAUGACCCAGAAUCUGGCGGAGAUCUUCACCAGGGUCCUGCAGAGUGAGGAGUACGAGGAGAAUGAGGACAAGACUGUCAUGGCCCUCGGCAUCCUCAGCACCAUCGACACCAUCCUCACUGUCAUGGAGGACCACAAGGAGAUCACUCAACAGCUGGAGGGGAUCUGUCUGCAGGUGAUCGGCCUGGUCUUGCAGAAGCCCAUCAUAGGUAUGGCAGUUAGGCUGUCCAGGUCUGAUGCGGAAUGUGAUGCCAAACACCCAGAAGUCUUUUGGGGCAAGACCAAGUCUCAAUUCAAGUCCAUCCACACUGAAACACCUAAACAACUGGACAACAGCUAA